AUGGGUUGUACAAUGUCACAAGAAGAGCGUGCCGCUCUCGAAAGAUCUCGAAUGAUUGAGAAGAAUUUGAAGGAAGAUGGAAUGCAGGCGGCCAAAGACAUUAAAUUACUCCUUCUCGGUGCUGGUGAAUCUGGAAAGUCUACUAUUGUUAAACAGAUGAAAAUUAUCCACGAGUCGGGAUUCACAGCAGAAGACUACAAACAGUACAAACCGGUCGUCUACAGUAACACGGUUCAGUCGUUGGUCGCUAUUCUACGAGCUAUGACCAAUUUAGGCGUUUCAUUUGGUUCUCCUGAAAGAGAGGUAGACGCAAAAUUAGUGAUGGACGUGGUGGCACGAAUGGAAGAUACAGAACCGUUCUCAGAAGAGCUGCUGAGUUCGAUGAAACGACUGUGGAGUGACGCAGGAGUACAAGACUGCUUUUCGAGGAGCAACGAGUAUCAAUUGAACGAUUCUGCUAAAUAUUUCCUUGACGAUUUGGAACGAUUAGGAGAGGCCUCAUACCAGCCAACAGAGCAAGAUAUCCUCAGAACUCGUGUCAAGACGACCGGUAUUGUUGAAGUGCACUUCACAUUCAAGAAUUUGAACUUUAAAUUAUUCGACGUCGGAGGUCAACGAUCGGAAAGGAAGAAGUGGAUUCACUGCUUCGAAGACGUCACCGCCAUCAUUUUCUGUGUUGCCAUGUCGGAGUACGAUCAAGUGUUGCAUGAGGAUGAGACGACGAACCGAAUGCACGAAUCGUUAAAACUGUUCGACUCGAUUUGUAACAAUAAGUGGUUUACCGAUACAUCGAUUAUUCUAUUUUUGAAUAAGAAGGAUUUGUUUGAGGAGAAGAUUAAGAAGAGCCCAUUGACGAUCUGCUUCCCAGAAUAUUCAGGAAGACAAGACUACCACGAAGCGUCUGCCUACAUCCAAGCGCAAUUCGAAGCGAAAAACAAGUCGGCGAACAAGGAGAUCUACUGUCACAUGACGUGCGCCACCGACACCACCAACAUUCAAUUCGUGUUCGACGCCGUCACCGACGUGAUUAUCGCCAACAAUCUACGUGGAUGCGGAUUGUACUAG
Messenger RNA from Caenorhabditis remanei, 1065 nucleotides. RefSeq lists its product as uncharacterized. The transcript is spliced from 7 exons. Gene Ontology annotation, molecular function: GTP binding; G protein-coupled receptor binding; G-protein beta/gamma-subunit complex binding. Bases 1 to 1065 code for a protein of 354 amino acids. The record is from RefSeq and is a predicted model, not a curated record. Gene Ontology annotation, cellular component: heterotrimeric G-protein complex. Gene Ontology annotation, biological process: adenylate cyclase-modulating G protein-coupled receptor signaling pathway. Lineage: Eukaryota; Metazoa; Nematoda; Chromadorea; Rhabditida; Rhabditidae.